CACAUCUCCUUGUAAGCCUUUUCUUACCCAUUUUCCCCAUUUUCGUGUCCCUUUUUGCUACCUUCUCUUUCUCUCUCUAGAGAGCACAGUUCCCAUUUAAGUUCUUGAAUAUAAAAAUGCCCACAAUAAUGAGCCCCUGUAUUAAUUGAUACGGAGUACAAGAAGAGCAAAGAAAACCUUAGCUGAGUUGAGAGGUCUCUUCUCUUCUCUCCUCUUCUCCCCCAAAAUCUCAUCUUUCAGCUUUUCCCAGCUCAAGAAUCCCUCAAAAAGAAAGCUUUUUAUCAGAUGUCGUUCUCAAGCUCAGUGAAGCUCCUUCACUCAUUCUACCUCUCCCCUGAGCUGGGCCCGCUUCGAAUUCAGCUCCCGUGAGCUCAGUCCUGAGAUCUCGGUGCAUGAGGGUUUUCAGCUGGAGCUUUCAGUCCUGCUUGCUGGGUUGUUGAUGUUCUGGGGUUUGCCUGUUGGGGGUUCCUUUUUAGCUGAAUGUGGUAGUUCUGCUGGAUUUGAGGGCUGUGAUUGAGAAGAUCUGAGGCUUUAUGAGGCUUAGGGGGCUCCUGUGUUGGAUUUGUAGUGGUUUUGGAUGAUUGUUUUCGAAGGGUGUUCGUGGAGAUUCUGCAGCUUUGUGGGGGUGGGUGGGUGGGGUCUGAUAGCAUUUCGUCAGUCAUGGGGUUCAGUUGCCUGCUGAAUAUAUUCAGAUAAGAAGGGAAGGGGACUGUUAAGUUGUGGUAAAGGGUGGUGUUCUUUUUAGCUGUGAAAGAAGCAAAAGCUUCAAUUUUGAAGAAUGAGGCUCUCUUCGCCUGGGCUGAACCAUCAAUCUCAAGAGGGGGAGAAGAAAUGCUUGAACUCAGAGCUGUGGCAUGCAUGUGCAGGGCCUCUUGUUUCACUGCCUUCUGUCGGAACCCGUGUAGUCUACUUUCCACAGGGACACAGUGAGCAGUUCAUAUUUCUUUUCCAGGUGGCUGCUUCAACCAACAAGGAAGUUGACUCUCACAUCCCCAAUUAUCCAAAUUUACCCCCACAGCUCAUCUGUCAACUUCACAAUGUUACUAUGCAUGCAGAUGUGGAGACAGAUGAAGUUUAUGCUCAGAUGACCCUGCAGCCGCUUAGUCAGCAAGAGCAAAAGGAAGUAUAUCUACUGCCUUCAGAAUUAGGUACCGCAAAUAAACAGCCGACCAACUACUUCUGUAAGACUUUGACUGCAAGUGAUACCAGCACUCAUGGAGGAUUCUCUGUUCCUCGCCGGGCAGCUGAAAAAGUCUUUCCUCCUCUUGAUUAUUCGCAGCAGCCUCCUUGUCAAGAAUUAAUUGCAAGGGAUCUUCAUGAUAAUGAAUGGAAGUUCAGACACAUCUUUCGAGGUCAGCCCAAACGACAUCUCCUCACGACUGGUUGGAGUGUGUUUGUUAGUGCAAAGAGACUAGUCGCCGGUGAUUCUGUCCUUUUUAUCUGGAAUGAGAAGAAUCAAUUGUUUCUGGGAAUUCGGCGUGCAAGUCGUCCUCAGACUGUCAUGCCUUCGUCAGUUCUAUCAAGUGACAGUAUGCAUAUUGGCCUUCUUGCAGCAGCAGCUCAUGCAGCUGCCACAAACAGUCGCUUUACCAUCUUUUACAACCCAAGAGCUAGCCCAUCAGAAUUUGUGAUUCCUCUUGGGAAGUAUGUCAAGGCUGUGUAUCAUACAAGGGUCUCCGUGGGCAUGCGGUUCAGGAUGCUCUUUGAGACAGAGGAGUCGAGUGUCCGACGAUACAUGGGAACAAUAACUGGUAUUGGUGACUUAGACCCUGUUCGCUGGCCCAACUCCCACUGGCGUUCCGUGAAGGUUGGAUGGGAUGAGUCCACUGCUGGUGAGAAGCAGCCACGAGUGUCUUUGUGGGAAAUUGAACCUCUGACAACAUUCCCUAUGUACCCAUCUCCUUUCCCACUACGACUGAAACGCCCUUGGCCUACUGGUCUGCCCACUUUUCCUGCUAUGAAGGAUGGAGAUCUGAACUUUAAUUCUCCGUUGAUGUGGCUUCAAGGGGGAAUGGGAGAUCAAGGGAUCCAAUCCAUUAACUUUGGUGGGACACCCUGGAUGCAGCCGAGGCUUGAUCCUUCCAUGGCAGGCCUACAUCCUGACUUAUACCAAGUGAUGACCACUGCGCUUAAUGAGAUGAGGGGAGUGGAUCCCAUGAAAAUCGCCUCUCAAUCACUUCUCCAGUUCCAGCAACCACUGAAUGUUGUCACAGAUCCGCUAGCAGCUUCUUCGUUCACUCAAAGGCAGGUCCCACAUCCUUCCCAUUCUCAGAGUGCAUUACUCCAAAACUUCCAAGAAAAUAAGGGCCCAUCGCAGCCCCAGCUUCCCCAACAGCAACCACAGCGGAAUCCAUCUCAUAAUGAUCGCCAGCAGCAGCAAGAACCGCGAGAAGUUAACCAAGUUCACCAGCAAGUCCCGAGCAUGAUCUCUCUCCCACAUUAUACAUCAACUGCCCCAGCUCAGUUAACUUCUCUGCAGCAGAACUUUUCGGAUGGAAUCGGGAACACUAUUGGAGCUUCUGAAGUUUCUGCUAUGCAAAGAAUAUUAGGCUCACUAUCCCAAGAUGGAACAUCGCCGAUACCAAGCUUGACUGGACCCAAUCAUUCAUUCUCUUCCUCUCCAUUGUUGCAGAAGCACAUACCUGUUGAACCUGCACUUCCUUCUGAGGCUACUCAUUGCACGAUUCCUCAGGUGGACCAUUUGGGAGUUCCACGCUCAAAUGUCUCUGAACUCACAAGCUUGUUGCCUCCAUUCCCAGGAAGAGAAUAUUCUGUCUUCCAUGGUGCUAAUGAUCCACAAAGCAGCGUCCUCUUUGGGGUUAACAUAGAUUCUUCAUCCCUCAUGAUGCAAAAUGGAAUUGCCCAGCUGAGGAAUGUAGGCAAUGAGAGGGACACGUUAUCUGUGCCAUUUGCUGCCUCAAACUUCAACAAUGCUGUGGGCACAGAAUUCCCAAUCAAUUCAGACAUAACAACAUCAAGUUGUGUGGAUGAGACAGGGUUCUUGCAGUCUUCUGAAAACGUGGACCAAGCAAACCCUCCACCACGAACCUUCGUGAAGGUUCACAAGUCAGGUUCCUUUGGGAGGUCAUUGGAUAUCUCCAAGUUCAGCAGCUAUGAUGAGCUAAGAAGUGAGCUCGCUCGCAUGUUUGGGCUUGAAGGCCUACUGGAGGAACCUCAGAGAUCAGGCUGGCAGCUUGUAUUUGUCGACCGGGAGAAUGAUGUCCUUCUCCUCGGCGACGACCCUUGGCAGGAGUUUGUCAACGAUGUAUGGUACAUCAAGAUUCUGUCUCCAACUGAAGUCCAACAGAUGGGCAAGGCAGGCAUCCCUCCUGUCUCCUCUGCCACGAGCCAGAGGCAAUCGAAGAUCCGCAAGAUCUAUGAUGACUAUGUGAGCCGGCAGGAGCUGAGGAACUCGAGCGAUGGGAUUGCUUCCAUAGGGUCUCUUGACUACUGAAGCCGACUUCUCCCUGAUAUCUGAAGACUAUUGAGAAGACAGGCUUCAUAUGCGAGCACGUGUCUCGACUAGUUAAAAGUACGUAAUCGGACAGAUAGCGGUCUAUUAUAACAUUGUGAGCUGUUUCAUAUGUCUCUGUUAUGGCAAUGUCUAUGUCCAAAGGUUCGACCUGCCGCUUUGAUUUGUAAAUUAUGGCGCUGACAGGAGGAUACUAUGCCCCCCCUAUAAUUACUACAAAACCAUUGAGAACAGUAUCCUUGAUUAGGUGGAAUGUAGGAAUCUUGAACUGCUUCUUUCUCCAGGAGCAGAGCCGUUACUGCUCAUUUCUGGUUUUCCUA
Messenger RNA from Punica granatum (pomegranate), 3792 nucleotides. NCBI's taxonomy places the organism in Eukaryota, Viridiplantae, Streptophyta, Magnoliopsida, Myrtales, Lythraceae. The record is from RefSeq and is a predicted model, not a curated record.